Molecule: messenger RNA, 5113 nt
Organism: Erinaceus europaeus (western European hedgehog)
Lineage: Eukaryota; Metazoa; Chordata; Mammalia; Eulipotyphla; Erinaceidae
Gene: PLEKHG2
Product: pleckstrin homology and RhoGEF domain containing G2
Exons: 19
Coding region: 907-4938 (1343 amino acids)
Molecular function (GO): guanyl-nucleotide exchange factor activity
Source: RefSeq, a predicted model, not a curated record
GGGCCCCCCGAAGGGCUGGGGGAGGGGGCGGCGCCGCCGAACAAUGAGGGGGCGUGCCGGCGGGGGGCCAGCGGAGGCGCCGGCGGGAGUCUGGGGGCCGGCGGGGGGCGGGGUGGCUGCCGCGUCUGGGACCCGGAGCCGGCAGCGUGGGGAGGGGGCGCGCCAGCAGGAGGGGAGGGACUGAGAGCUCUGAGCCGGCGCCCCAACUCUAGCUCUGGGCGGGGGUGGGAGCCGUGUGUGGGACCCUGGCAUCCGGUCCCCCGGCCUCCUCCGCCCUCCCCGGGGACCCCGCGGCCUCCCGCCCGCCCACAGCCUUUCCCGGCCCUGCCCCUCGCCCUGCGGCCGCCCGAGUUCCCAGGAUCCCCGAGCCCCGCCGGGCGGACCGGACUUGUCGCUUAGCUUCCACGAGACCCCCUCGGCAUCUCUCCCUCCCCUUUGUCUCCACCUUUCCAUCCUUUCCUCCCCACCCCACCACCCCUGCUCUCGCUUGGCUUCUGUCUCUCCCGUCAGUCACUCCCAGGCCCCCCAUCUACUUGUUAGGGUUCAGACCCCCACUUUGUUUCUUAGGAUACAGACCCCCCCACACACUCUGCUCCUCGGGGUUUAGACUCCCCACUCCUUAGAGUUCAGGACGCCCCCACACAUACUUAUUAUAGACUCCAGCCAGGGGGAGUGUAGGGGGGUCCUGAUACGGAGGGGGGGGUGUUUCUCCAGAGCGCAGCUUAGCCACCCAGCCAUGCCCGAGGGAGCCCGCGGGCUGAGCCUGUUCAGACCCAGCCCCAGCCUUGGACGUGGCCGCCGAGGUGAAGUGUUUGACUGUGCAGCAGCCGCCUGUGAGACUCGGACAGAUCUCCCAGGCUGACACAUGGAGGUGAAUUAGAGGCCCGAAGCCCAGAGAAGACCCUGAUGGGAGAGGACAGAACUGGACCAACACAGCACAUAGUCCUUGCAGCUCCUACCAUGGCCUCCCCCCGAGGUUCAGGGAGCUCUACGUCUCUGAGUACAGUUGGCUCUGAGGGGGACCCAGCCCCAGGGCCCACCCCAGCUUGCUCAGCCUCCAGGCCGGAGCCUCUCCCAGGGCCCCCUAUUCGCCUGCACCUCUCACCCAUGGAGACCCAGGGGUCCUCGGCAAAACCUUCAAGGCUGGAGCGAGUGGCCCGUGAGAUCGUGGAGACAGAAAGGGCCUAUGUUCGGGACCUCCGCAGCAUCGUAGAGGACUACCUGGGCCCACUGCUGAAUGAUAGGACCCUGGGGCUGAGCGUGGAGCAGAUGGGCACGUUGUUCGCCAACGUUGAGGACAUCUACGAGUUCAGCAGUGAGCUCCUGGAGGACCUGGAGGGCAGCAGCAGCGCCGGGGGCAUCGCCGAGUGCUUCGUGCAGAGGAGUGAGGAUUUUGACAUCUACACGCUGUACUGCAUGAACUACCCGAGCUCCCUGGCCCUGCUCCGGGAGCUGUCACUGACUCCACCCACAGCCCUGUGGCUCCAGAAGCGCCAAACUGAGCUCCAGCACUCACUGCCUCUGCAGAGCUUCCUGCUGAAACCUGUUCAGCGCAUCCUCAAGUACCAUCUGUUGCUGCAGGAGUUAGGCAAACACUGGACAGAGGGCCCGGACACGGGGGGCCGAGAGACGGUGGAGGAAGCUAUUGUGUCUAUGACGGCAGUCGCCUGGUACAUCAACGACAUGAAGCGCAAGCAGGAGCACGCAGCCCGCCUCCAGGAGGUGCAGCGUCGGCUAAGCGGUUGGACUGGACCGGAGCUCAGUGCUUUUGGGGAGCUGGUGCUGGAAGGUGCCUUCCGAGGUGGUGGAGGGGGUGGCCCCCGACUUCGAGGGGGUGAGCGACUUCUCUUUCUGUUCUCACGGAUGCUGCUCGUGGCCAAGCGCAGGGGUCCGGAAUACACCUACAAGGGCCACAUCUUCUGCUGCAACCUGAGUGUGAGCGAGAGCCCUCGAGACCCUCUGGGGUUCAAGGUGUCCGAUCUGACCAUUCCCAAGCACAGGCACCUGCUGCAGGCCAAGAAUCAAGAAGAGAAGAGGCUGUGGAUUCACCGUCUCCAGCGCCUCUACUUUGAGAAUCAUCCUGCCUCCAUCCCUGCCAAGGCCAAACAAGUUCUCCUGGAAAACAGCCUGCACUGCGCUCCUAAAAGUAAGCCCAUCCAAGAGCCCCUGACACCCCCACUUGGGUCUCCUCGACCUCGAGAUGCUAGAAAUUUUACCCCUGGACGAAGGAACACAGCUCCAUCUCCAGGACUCUCCACUAGCCGCCGUGGUCGCAGACAGUCUGAGCCAGUGAAGGAUCCUUUUGUCAUGUUCCCGCACAACGCCAAGCCUAGACUUCAGCAUGCUGGCAGUGAAGGGGAGCUCUACCCCCCCAUGGAGCCUCCGCCACCAGUUCCAGCUUCCAGCCCCACUGAGGAUCUGGAGGACACUGGACCUCCUACUCUGGAGCCCUCUGGAACCUCAAUCACUGAAGAAAUUCUGGAGCUGCUGAACCAAAGAGGCCUCCACGAUCCAGGGCCGCCCCCCCACGCCAUUUCCACAUUCUCUGGGGAGGCCCAGGUAGCAGAGGACAGUGCCAGCCUCACAUACCCAGCUCUGCCCAGCCGGGACUCUUCAGAAGAAGAAGAAGAGGAAGAGCUAGAGAUGGAUGAACGGGGGCCUUCCCCGCUCCAUGUCCUCGAAGGCUUGGAAAGUUCUGGUGCCUCUGAAAUUCCCGACAUUCACUGCCUUACCAAAAUUCCUGAUGUGCCCAACCUCUCCGAAAUUCCUGGCCUUUCUGAAAUUCCCCAGCUCCCUCACCUCCCCAGUUUGUCAGACAUUCCCAGUGUGUUUGAGAUGCCCUGCCUCCCAGCUGUGCCUAGUGUGGUGCCCGAUGGUCCCAGCCUUCCCAGCCCACCCCAAGACCCCUGGCUUCAGGGACCCCUGAAGGAGGCAGCAGAGGCCCUCGGCACCAGGAGGGAACUGUUCCCUGGGAGCAGUUCUGGGAAACUAGGCGAGCCCUUGUCAGGCAGCCGGGAAGGGCAGGAGGGUGAUGAAGAAAGGGGACUGCUCCCAGAUUUCCAGCCUCAGGAUGCCCCCCAUGAUCAGGGCUUCCCAGAAGAGCUGGAGUUCCGCUCUUGCUCGGAAAUCCGCAGUGCCUGGCAGGCCCUGGAGCAGGGGCAGCUGGCCCGGCCAGGUUUCCCAGAGCCACUGCUGAUCUUAGAAGAUUCAGAUUUGGGCGGGGGCGGCAGUGGGAGCAGGAAGGCAGGAGCCCCCAAUUCAGAGAGGGCAGCGUCCCGGGUGCGAGAGCUAGCCCGCCUAUACAGUGAGCGGAUCCAGCAGAUGCAGCGGGCGGAGACCCGGGCUUCAGCCAACGCCCCCCGCCGCCGGCCUCGGGCUUUGGCCCAGCCCCAGCUGGUCCCCAGCCUGACCCCUGAGGAAGCCGAGCCAGGGCCCCAGCCUGCCUUUGGACACGUGCUGGUGUGCGAGCUGGUUCUCCCGCUUACCUGUACCCAGGAGUCUGUCCCUCUAAGCCCUGCUGCCCAGGUUCAAGCUGCUACACCUUUGUCUAAGCAGAGAGGCUGCUGCCUGGAUGGCCAGGGCUUAAAUAUCUCUGAUGUGCCUGAGCAAGACGGUCUGGACAGUCAGACGCCAGCUGCUAUCCCUCCACCUGAACAGGGAGGACCUCAGAACAUCCGGUUCCCAGCUGCUGCCACACCUUUGCCCAUUCUAGAAGGCUCCCCAGACACCGCAGUGCCGGCUCUCACAGCUUUGCCUGGUGAGGAAGACCACAUGCAAGUCCAGCUUCAGGCUAAGACGACUCUGCCUGAAUGCAGAAACCGCACAGAGAGAGAAGGGCUAUCCACCACCACCUUUCCUGAGCAAAGAUGCCACAUGGACCUCCAAGUCCCAACCGCCCCCGUUUUGCCGGAGCCUGUGAACGUUGUGGUUUUAGCCACUGCUCCUGCAGCUGAGCAUGACAGCCAGAGUCCCCCCAACACCACAUUGGUGAAUGAUAACUUUUCACCCACUUCCUGCAGCCAUACUAUCAGCCCCUCGCCCAUUCAAAAUAACAGCCCGGACCCUCAGGCCUCAUCUAGCCCGCAGCCCUUGCAACCUGCCUUCCUGGAACCUUCACCACCACCUGCACAAGGAGGACAGCUAGACUAUCAGAUCCUGGCCAGUGAGCCACUGUGUUUGCCCCAAACCCUCCCAGACCUUCAGGUCUUAGCUGCCACACCUUUGCCUCCGCCACUGCAGUGCCUCACAGAUAUCAGCAGCCAAGCCCUCCCCCCUCUACCCGGGGAGAGAGGUGUCCCAGACAGCCGGUGUCCACCUGCUAUACCUCUGCUUCAAGAGCAGAGCAGAACGGACAUCCAGACCCCAAGCUCCCCUCCUCUGUUGGAGCAAAAGAGCCUUACAGCCUCCACGGCCCCCCCUGAGCAGAGAGAUUCCCUGGACAUUCAGGGCCACUUCCCCACCCCCUCAUUUGCACCCAGGGUUUUGUCCAAACCAGGGAGCCCCUCGCUCUCUCAAGCCGCCAGGUCAGAGUGUUCAGACUUGACUCCCCCUCAGAGUCCCCCACUCCCCACCCGCCAGCUUUUAGGCCCCAGUGCAGCUGCCCUCUCAAGAUACCUAGCAGCUUCUUACAUCAGCCAGAGUCUGGCCAGGAGGCAGGGACCUGGAGGAGAGGCCCCACCAGCAUCCCGGGGUCCCUGGCCCUCCUCUGCCCCCACAUCCCGUGCCCCCUCGCCCCCUCCCCAGCCCCAGCCCCCUCCGCCCCCAGCCAGGAGGCUCAGCUAUGCCACCACAGUCAACAUCCACGUGGGGGGUGGGGGUCGCCUGCGGCCUGCCAAGGCCCAGGUCAGGCUGAACCACCCUGCACUCUUAGCCCCCACCCAGGAAUCAGUAGGCCUCCGCCGGGCCCAGGGGACACCUGAUGCCCCACUCCACAUGUGAGCCUGGAUUUCCAGGUGCCUUCCAAAAGCAAGGGCUUCAGCCAGGAGCCAUGGGCUAAAAGUCACUGCUGGCCAGCUCCUGUGAUCGAUCUGCUUUGGCAAAUGGCCCUUGUUAUUUACCUGUUAUUCAACAGGGGUGGGGGAGAGGGUGUAAUUAAUAUUUUGUUAUGACAAUA